Messenger RNA from Labeo rohita (rohu), 3307 nucleotides. It is a transcript of the gene vipr2, whose product is annotated as vasoactive intestinal peptide receptor 2. Gene Ontology annotation, cellular component: plasma membrane. The record is from RefSeq and is a predicted model, not a curated record. The coding region runs from base 195 to 1514 and encodes 439 amino acids. NCBI's taxonomy places the organism in Eukaryota, Metazoa, Chordata, Actinopteri, Cypriniformes, Cyprinidae. Gene Ontology annotation, molecular function: vasoactive intestinal polypeptide receptor activity; peptide hormone binding; G protein-coupled peptide receptor activity. The transcript has 13 exons. Gene Ontology annotation, biological process: adenylate cyclase-modulating G protein-coupled receptor signaling pathway; cell surface receptor signaling pathway.
GCGGACGAGCGCACGCGCUCGCUCACGCGCUCAGCCCUCAUGCGCGCUGCACAUGGAUUUUGCGCGCUCAGAAGUGUUUGCACAGGGCAUCUUGGCGCAAGUGGCUUGUUUUCUUCUGACUCGCAGGAUGUCUUGUCGCUUUUGAGGUCGGAACUUACGUUAAAGAGAUAUAUUAUCUAUGAAAGCAGCAAGAAAUGAAGAUGAAGCUCGUGAACUAUUUGGCUCUUCUCUUAGUUUGGCAGGCGGACGCGGUUAGCGGGAGACAUGCAAACUGUCACUUUCUGUAUGAGCUGCAGAUGGCUGAGAAGGAAUGUCUGGGUAUUCUGGCAGACAAGCUGCCUCCGCACACUAAAGGUUGCAGGGGGAUGUGGGACAAUAUUUCUUGCUGGCACCAUGCUGAUAUUGGAGAGGUGGUUGUCAACACCUGCCCCACUGCCCUAAAAACUUUGUUCACCAGAGAUGGCAUCAUUAGCAGGAACUGCACUACGGAAGGCUGGUCCGACGUGUAUCCCAGCAUCCAGAAAGUUUGCUUUGAGCCCACCCCUGAUGAAAAGGUUGUUUUCUACACGGUGAUGAAGACCCUCUACACGCUCGGACACAGUCUCUCUCUCAUCGCGCUCAUCACCGGCAGCACCAUCCUCUGUCUGUUCAGAAAACUCCACUGUACAAGGAAUUACAUCCAUCUGAACCUGUUCUUUUCGUUCAUACUGAGGGCCAUCGCUGUGCUGGUCAAAGAUGCCAUUCUGUUUUCCCACGAGAAUGUAGAAUGUACAAAGCAGCCGUCACUGAUUGGUUGCAAGGCCAGUCUGAUCUUCUUCAACUACUUCAUCAUUGCAAACUUCUACUGGUUGCUGGUGGAAGGACUGUACCUACACACACUAUUGAUGGUCAUCUUCUCUGAGAACAGACACUUCAUCAUCUACCUCCUUAUUGGAUGGGGAUUCCCCACCGUGUUUGUGAUUCCAUGGAUUGUAUGCAGGAUUUACCUCGAGGACACAGGAUGCUGGGAGAGAAACGACGCUCCGAUUCCCUUGCGGGUGAUUAACUGGCCAAUCAUGGCAUCUGUCAUUUUGAACUUCAUUCUGUUCAUCAGCAUCAUUCGAAUCCUGGUCCAGAAACUGAGGUGUCCUGACGUUGGAGGAAACGAUCAGUCCCAGUACAGGAGACUUGCCAAGUCUACACUUCUCUUGAUUCCUCUCUUCGGCGUCCACUACGUUGUUUUCGUUUAUGUCCUAGAUGAAAAUGGAGAGAUGGAAAACUAUAAAAUAUUCUUCGAGCUUGGUCUGGGAUCUUUUCAGGGCUUGGUGGUUGCCAUUUUGUACUGUUUCUUGAAUAGUGAGGUCCAGAGCGAACUCAAGAGGAAGUGGCGGAGUUUGCGUUUAAAGCGUUACAUCGGUCGAGACUACCGUCUGCACAGUUCAUCCAUAUCCAAGAACGGCACGGAAAACAUGUCCCAAUUCCAUCGGAACUCCAGAGCCCAGUCUUUCCUACAGACCGAGACCACUGUGGUGUGAAACAUCCAGAAUUGGCGCUAUAUGAAUCACGCUCUUACUUCACUGUUGCCCCUCAGCUAACAACUCUGUGUUUUUCAAAAGCUUUAUGCUGAAGAGGAAGAGGCUUUCUGAAGCAUGAGAUUGACAUACAAGAGACACGAUCUGUUUUGUCAGUAUACAAAAUCUUGUUUCAUAGCAAACUUUGCUAUAAACCACCAAAAUAGCACAUUAUACCAAACCUCUGUGAGUGGGGUAGUAUUGGUGGCAUUAAAAACAAAAAUUCCAUUUUUGCAGAUACAGAUCACAUAUAUAUUGCUUUUUGUAAACUCUUUCAUUGCAUUAGGGUCAGAUUAUAUAAUAGAGUUAUGUAAAUGCUACUUAAGGCCUACAGCAGUUUUCUUAGACGUUCGUGGAGACGCAGCGCCAUUCUAUCAACACAUGAAAACUCAGCCGAGAACAUGUCUUGGAUGAAUGCAAAAAGUGGGUCACUUCUAUGCCAAAAUCAAAUGUGAGGAUUUAUUACAGCCGGAGGUGUCUCAUUUCAGGAUAGUCUUACUUCAGAUGUUGAAACUGAAAAGUCAGUCGUGCAUUCAAAUGAAAAGUGGUGAUUGUAAAAAAAAAAGCAAAAAUACUUGCACUGAUAUUGAACUGUCCUCACAUCUGCAGCAUUACAUAAUGCCAUUUGGUCAUUACACUACCCCUGGAUUUUUUUCUUCCUCUUUUAUGUCUUGAAGAAAAGCUACGGUAUGAAAAAGCAUGAACUGAGAUAAAAGAUGAUACUUUGUCCAAGAAAUGUAUAUUCUAGCAUGUGAAUGUAAUUCAUUAUUAUGUGAGGAGAUUCAGUAUAGUGGCUUAAAUAUUUAGUUUGCCCAUAAAAAGAUUUAUCCAGCGAUAAACCAAACCACGACUCGCUGUUAUUACGCCUCAAAUUCUUUUAUUUCAUAUCCCACCGAUCAGUCAUUUCAAUAGGUGUUGACGCUAUUUCUGAUUAUUUUUGCUUUUGUGUUGCUCUGCCUCGCAUUGUCAGGGGGAGUUGGGAAAUUGUACACUGCAAUGAAUCCUGCUGUCUGUGCUCUUUUCAUUCAACUGAAAACAGAUAAUUAAUCCAGUAGACAGUUGGACGCAGAUUUAGGUCAAGUGAACUAACAAAACAGCGAGUGUGAGGGCGUAUGAAAGUGACAUUUCGGUGUGAGCUGUGCUUUGCGAACAGAUUCUGGGAGCUGCGGUCCAGAGACUUCACAAUGGGCUGAAAAGGAGAUCGGAUCUCUUACAGCCAGGCCUGAAGAGCGAGAGGUCCCCGGGACACCACGUGCGAGCUUGCGUUCAUUUAAAGUGACACAGAUGCCACGGGCAGGGGCAUUCAGCAUCAUUAUCAGACUGUCAAGCGGAGAAGAAAAGAUGGAGCUUUAAUUAGAGCUGGCAGAAAGGAAUUGUGGGGUUGACUGAAUUAUAUAUUGAAGGAGGGGUUAUUGUGGAGGACAGUAUGACUUCAUUUUGAAAGAUCUGUGAAGAAUCUGGUCCGUUUGACAGAUGCAUUUAUGAUGUAAAAAUAUGUACAAACAGGGGCCAUAAUGUUGUGCACUUCUUGUUUAUUAUAUUUAACCAUCUGCUAUGUUUAAUUGAAAUUGUUCUCAGUUUUUGCAGUUCUUAUGAAUGUUUCUUGUAAACUGUACUGAGAUUUUUCAUUAAAUGUGAAAGUUGUUUUUAAUCUGUAUUGAGUAAAUUUGUGCAUUUGAUUGGUACAUUGAAAAAAAUGUGGGGCUGAAACAAUUUUCAUUCAAAAAUUGCUAGUAAACACUACCAGUCAAAAGUUU